CCAGGACGUCCCAAGGGCAUCAAAGCGAGUCUGUCAUCAGUAACACCUCUGGUCUCUUCCCCCGUUGCAGACAAGAUGACUCACCAUUGUACCAAGUUCUCUGGCCACUGGAAGAUUAUUGUGUACGACGAGGAGUGCUUCCAGGGCCGUCGUCAUGAGUUCACCUCCGAGUGCUGCAACGUGAUGGAGUUCGGCUUCGAGACUGUCCGCUCCCUCAGAGUCGAGAGUGGCGCCUGGGUGGGCUAUGAGCAUGCCUCCUACCAGGGCCAGCAGUUUGUGCUGGAGAGGGGAGAGUACCCUCAGCCUGACGCCUUCGGAGGUAGCAAUGCCUACCACAUCGAGAGGAUGACCUCUUUCAGACCCAUCGCCUGUGCUAACCACAGAGAGUGCCGUAUGACCAUCUAUGAGCGCGAGAACUUCCUGGGCCGCAAGGGCGAGCUGAGCGACGACUACCCCUCACUCCAGGCCAUGGGCUGGUGCAACAACGAAGUCGGCUCCCUGCGCGUCCAGUCUGGAGCUUUUGUGUGCUACCAGUACCCUGGUUACCGUGGAUACCAGUACAUCAUGGAGUGUGACCGCCACUGUGGGGAGUACAAGCACUUCAGGGAAUUUGGCUCCCACUCCCAGACCCCUCAGAUUCAGUCCAUCCGCCGCAUUCAGCAGUAACCUCAGCCCGCUCCCGAUCACCCGCCUCUCCCUCACAAACUCUCUCCCCCCUGCUGCCCAAUGCUGAAUAAACUGUGUUUCUUAAACUUCA
Molecule: messenger RNA, 757 nt
Organism: Alosa alosa (allis shad)
Lineage: Eukaryota; Metazoa; Chordata; Actinopteri; Clupeiformes; Clupeidae
Gene: cryba4
Product: crystallin, beta A4
Exons: 6
Coding region: 76-666 (196 amino acids)
Biological process (GO): visual perception; lens development in camera-type eye
Molecular function (GO): structural constituent of eye lens
Source: RefSeq, a predicted model, not a curated record